Messenger RNA from Anthostomella pinea, 690 nucleotides. Lineage: Eukaryota; Fungi; Ascomycota; Sordariomycetes; Xylariales; Xylariaceae. The record is from the annotation of a GenBank genome assembly.
AUGUUCGGGAUCUUCAAGUCACUGGUCGACGCGCAGCCGGACGGAUACAAGGCCAUUGACAGUCUCACCCCGCUGGCCAAAACCCCGGAAGAGCGCACGAUACGCAUCUACGACUCCAUGUCGUCGACAUUGCUCUCCAAGGAUAGCACCGAGCCGCCCCGCCAGCAAGCCAGACGGCUGGGCGAAAUACCACCCCCCACGACCACGACAGAAAUAUGCUCACAGCUGUGGUCCAUUUUCCUCGGCAGUAGCAGCCUUCUUAGUCGCCGGAGUCGACUUGCCCAGACCCUGGACGGGCAGUACCUCGGGCACGUCUGGCAGCGGAUGGUGUACCAGGUACUUGACCAGAAGCACCGGCACUCAAGGAGACGGCGGAAGGCGAGAGCCAAGUGCUGGCGAAUUUGGCCAUCAACGUCCCGGCCGCCCGAGUACCGCUUCUUCAAGACACCAGCACGUUCUCUUCCUGCGAUCCAGUUCCUGGGUGUCUUGGAAGUGAGGAAUGUCUUCAUACCUCGCUGGGCAAGGGGCGAUCUUGAACUACGCGCGUUCGAGUACUCCAAUCGUGUGGGUAUACAUACUCUCUCCCGCCUUCCCAAGACAGCCUCGGCCGUCAGAGGGAUGACGGGCAUUACCCAGCCCCAGAGCCAGAGGCACUUGAUUCUGGCCCGAGGGCCAGCACACCUGUGCUGA